UGGUCGGGCGUGUCAGGCAAGAUGACGCCCCUGCACUCGUAUCAUUGAACCUUCGAUCGCUUGGGAAUAUCUCCUCACUUAUCCUGGUGAUGGCGCAAUCCCCUUACUCUGCUCAGCAGCGCUCCGCGCGUUCCUCGCCCUCACACUCGUUACAGGUUGCGGAUACUGGCUCAAUGACCGUUGAGACAAUAGUCUCCUACCUGGUGGCCUCCAAACGCUCCUUGGGAAGCAUCCACCUUGUCCAUCGAGCCACGACUAUCCUCUCAGAUGCACGUGCUGCCAUCGAGUCGACGACAGCCCUCCUCGCAAAGACUACCUACCUUCGCCGGUCACUAUCGACCCAAUUGAAGACCCUCCGGGCCGUACAGUUCGAGUUGGAGUCGGCCGCACAUGUCAUACAACAAGACUUUCAAGCAGUAAUCAAAGAGUUGGACGAUACUGGUGCGAGACUGUUACAAUGUGUAGAUUUCCUGAAGCAGACCACCAUCGAAGAGGCGUUCAAGUCGCACGGCGAAGUCGAAGGCGCCGCAGGUAAGGAUACCUUGCACGAUUUCGUGGAUGACGAUGGCCUUGAGAAGAUAAAGGAAGCCAUGAAGGUAGCCAUCGAUAACGUCCAGAAUGAUCAAUAUGAAAUCAACCAUUCUAUCCAGACCCUCGAGGAAGACUUACAGACCAUCAACGAAGUGCUCAACAACAGGAUAGACAUAUCGAGCACAGAAAGCGAGUUACAGCAACCUACCAUGGCCAUGACACUUUCGCUUCUGGAGCAUCACGCAAGAGAGAUGGCACAGGGGCUGGAAAGUCUGGUCAAACAUUUCGACCUUUGCGUGACUGCGAUCAAACACACAGAAGGUGGUGGUGCCGCAGUCGUGCAAACAAUGAAUGCCAAAGCGGAAGAUCUGCCUGACGCAAUAGGGAUGGGAAUGGACGAACUGCAGGCGCCGGCUCAGCCCAUGAACGAAGAAGAACGCAUAGAGAUGCUUCAAGUCCUCGAAAACGACGCGUCAGAGGUUGACGAGGUGGUCAUGGAGCUACAAGAUCGGAAUGCUGAAAUGGAGGCACAUCUCGACCGAAUAUACCAGUGGCGUGAAAGGCAAGACAAUGCCUACGGCGAUGUCAACACAGCCUUUGGCCUGCUGGAGAAGAUCUCUGGGCGGCUGUCGAGCUAUGUGGUAGAAACGGUUCGGCACGCAACACGAUGGCAGGAAGAGAAAGCCAAAAUUGAAGAUGGCAUAGCCGGGAUGGAAGAUCUGUGCGACUCCUACUCAAAUUUCCUUCGUGCCUACGAUGGGCUGAUUGUCGAAGUCGAUCGGCGUCGGACGGCGAAGAAGCAAAUGGAGCGUAUCGUUUCAAGUGCGCAUGCCCAACUCGAAGAUCUCUACGAACAAGAUCGACAGUUGAGGUUGAAGUUUCGUGCUGACUUGGGCGAGUUCUUACCCGGGGACAUCUGGGGCGGAGUCGACGCACUGCCUCCUCGGUUUGCCAUCAACAGACUGGAUGAAGAUGGCUUCGAUGCAAGCGUGCCCGAGCUGCCCCAAAGCAUGGUGGAGGAGGCGUUAAAGAGACUCCAAUGAUAGCGAU
This is a messenger RNA of Exophiala viscosa, 1581 nucleotides long. RefSeq names its product autophagy-like protein 17. Bases 90 to 1574 code for a protein of 494 amino acids. The record is from RefSeq and is a predicted model, not a curated record. The transcript has a single exon. Gene Ontology annotation, molecular function: protein kinase activator activity; molecular adaptor activity. Gene Ontology annotation, biological process: piecemeal microautophagy of the nucleus; autophagosome assembly; autophagy of mitochondrion. Gene Ontology annotation, cellular component: Atg1/ULK1 kinase complex; phagophore assembly site. NCBI's taxonomy places the organism in Eukaryota, Fungi, Ascomycota, Eurotiomycetes, Chaetothyriales, Herpotrichiellaceae.